Schistosoma turkestanicum is the source of this 553-nucleotide messenger RNA. The record is from the annotation of a GenBank genome assembly. Lineage: Eukaryota; Metazoa; Platyhelminthes; Trematoda; Strigeidida; Schistosomatidae.
AAUUGUUUUAAUAUCACCAUGCGCGUGCACAGGCUGCUGCUUGAGUUGCGUGCGAACACUAGUUGCAAAGAGUAUUUCAUACGCUCAUGGUGAACUUCACAAGGUUUGUCGAAGCUGGUCGCGUUGUAUUCAUCGCUUCUGGACCUUAUGCCAAAAAGAUCGCAAUUAUUGUAGAAAUAAUUGACCAAAGGCGUGUCCUUAUCGAUGGACCUUGCUCAGGUGUCCCAAGACAAGAAAUAAACUUGAAUAGACUCCACUUGACGAAAUUGAAAUACAAGUUUCCUCAUGGAUGUGGGACCAAUUCAGUUGAAAAACAUUGGAAAAAAUUCGACAUAACCAAGGAUUGGGAAAACACUGUAUGGGCACGAAAGCUUCAUCGCAAGUCUUUGCGAGCAGCCAUGACCGACUUCGACCGGUUCAAGGUUAUGGUAGCCCGUAAGCAGCGCAACAACAUUUUAAAACAGUUCAAAUUGAAGAAACCCGUGGGCAAGGUAGCAAAGCCUACCAAAAAGGCUGUAAAAAAGUGAAACUAUAAAUAAAUGAUCUCGAACCU